AUGAUUAUUGAAGGUUCUUUUAGCUUCAAACAAAGAGAAUCUGAUACGCUGAUCUCAGUUAUUCCUAAUUCUCCUUUAAAGGAGGGUUUAGAUACCCAGCUGCUGAAAUCGAAUAAUGUAUAUCCUCAAUCGCCGGUUGCUAAUUUUGGUAGUCCCAAAGAUGAGGCUGCUGUCAAGUUGCAGAAAGUCUAUAAAAGCUUUUGCACCAGGAGGAAGCUAGCAGAUUGUGCUGUCCUUGUGGAGCAAAGCUGGUGGAAGCUGUUAGAUUUUGCAGAGCUUAAGCGUAGUUCUAUAUCCUUUUUCGAUGUUGAACACAACAGCAUGAGACUGCCAUUUCGCAUUGGUUUAGAGCAAACAAGUGAUUGA
Molecule: messenger RNA, 366 nt
Organism: Chenopodium quinoa (quinoa)
Lineage: Eukaryota; Viridiplantae; Streptophyta; Magnoliopsida; Caryophyllales; Amaranthaceae
Product: IQ domain-containing protein IQM2-like
Exons: 1
Coding region: 1-366 (121 amino acids)
Source: RefSeq, a predicted model, not a curated record